Messenger RNA from Cooperia oncophora, 450 nucleotides. The record is from the annotation of a GenBank genome assembly. Lineage: Eukaryota; Metazoa; Nematoda; Chromadorea; Rhabditida; Trichostrongylidae.
UUCCAGGAAGAGGCAAAGGCUGAAGCUGCCGAGGCACUUAUCGAUGACGUUGAUGAUAAGGGUCGUCCUAUUCAACGACCUGGCAUUCUCACGGAUGCGCUGCCAAACCCAUAUCCCAACGUGAAGGCUGCCGCUGCAGCGAAUAACGAGCUGCUCCGCCGGGAUUUGUCAUUAAUGUCUCUGGCUAGACACGGAGGUGAUGACUACAUCUUCGCUCUGCUAACGGGAUACUUUGAUGCUCCAGCAGGUAUCAAGGUUGAUGACGGAAAAGCAUAUAAUCCAUACUUCCCAGGUGGAGUCAUUUCUAUGCCUCAGCAGCUCUACGAUGAAGGAAUUGAGUACAAGGAUGGAACGCCGGCUACACAGUCGCAGCAAGCCAAAGACGUAGCUACAUUUAUGCAUUGGUGUGCAGAGCCAUACCACGACAUCAGAAAGCGAUGGGGAUUGAAG